AUUUGCCAGUUUCCUGGACCUUUUGUUACUGGUUGUAUGUAAAGCGGUUGUUCUUCCUGCUGCGUUUCUAUGCCUGUGGGUUGUAAGUGACCUUGUACCGGUCCGCGUUCGCCUCUGAUUGGUUGCUGUGUGCUGUUCUGGGUGCAGCCUGGAUCGCCUUUCACCUGCGCUACUGUUCCCACGCCCUGUUUGUGUACAUAAAAGCUGCUCUGUCUCUCUCUUUUAUCUCUGGCCUUUGCAAUGGCAGCAGCUGCCACCAUCUCGGUGGACGAGGAGCAUUUCUCCUGCCCUGUUUGUUUGGAGAUAUUAAGAGAUCCGGUGACUAUUCCUUGUGGGCACAGCUACUGCAUGGGCUGCAUUAAAGGCUACUGGAGAAAAACGGAGCACAAGUCCGGAUACUCCUGCCCUCAGUGCCGGAAAAUCUUCAACCCCAGACCGGUGCUGGCCAGGAACACUGUGCUGGCAGGGGUGGUGGAGAAGCUAAAGGAAGCCGCGGUUCAGGAGAUUUCUCUUGCCAGGGCGGGUGAAGUGGAAUGUGAUGUGUGCCAGGGCAGAAAGAGUCGAGCCGUCAAGUCAUGCGUGAAGUGCCAGGCCUCAUACUGCGAGGUUCACCUCAAACAGCAUAAUGAGCGAGACCGAAACAAGACCCACAAAGUAGCUGAAGUAACCAAGCAACUACACAAGAAAGUGUGUAAUCAACACAGCCGGCUGUUCGAGCUCUACUGUCGCACAGAUCAGCAGCUCAUUUGCCCACUGUGUGUGACCGAUGGGCACAGCGGGCAUCAGACAGUGGCAGCAGCUGAAGAGAGAAGUGAAAAACAGAGGCUGUUAGAAGAGGCGUUUAAAAGAUCCAAACAGAAAAUCAAGGAGAAGGAAAAAGAACUCAUGACAUUCAUAAAAUAUCUGAAGCGUUCGUCUCAGGCAGUGGAGUCGGACAGUGAGAAGAUCUGCUCUAAACUCCUGCGCUCUGUUGAGAGGAGACACAUCGAGGUGAAGGAGCUCCUCAGAGCCGAGGAGAGAGCGGCUAUAUCACAGGUUGAGGAAAUACUGGAGCUCCUGGAACAACAGACUGAAGAUCACAGGAGAAGAGAAGCCGAGCUGGAACAGCUCUCACAUACUGACGAUCACAUCCACUUUCUGCUGAAAUGCAAGACGUGUGUCCCAGCUGAUCCUGUAGAACUUGGUAUUGAUGUCCAUCCAUAUUUCUCCUUGAUGAUCCUGAGGCGAGCAAUCACAGAGCUUCGAGAGCGAGUCAAUGACGUCUGUGACAGAGAGUUAGCAAGAAUCGCCGUCCUAAUCAAAGACGAGUCGAGUCCGUCAGCUGAAACGAGUCCGUCGGUCCCCAUAUGUCCUGAAAUAGUUGCAGAUCCUGGACGAAUCAAACUGAAGAGCAGAGCAGAGUUCCUACACUACUGUUGCGACUUGGUGCUGGACCAGAACACCGCAAACUCUUACCUCUGUCUUUCUGAGGGGAACCGGAAGGUCAGCGCCUGCUACGAGUCUCAGCAUUACCCCGAGCACCCUGACCGAUUCAGCAGCUGGACUCAGGUUCUGGGCCGAGAGGGUCUUUCCUCGCGCUGUUACUGGGAGGUGGAGUGGAGCGGCUACGGUGGGAUCGCUGUCGGAGUGUCUUACAAAAACAUCAACAGGCAUGGUGGGAGCGCUGAUGGCAAACUGGGCUGUAAUCCCAAAUCCUGGUGUCUGGACAUCUCCGACGGUAACUGUACAUAUCAGCACAAUAAAACCAAGCUAGAGAUCCCGACUCCUCUCUCACCCAGAAUAGGGGUGUACCUGGACCACAAGGCUGGAAUUUUAGCUUUCUAUUGUAUUUCUCCAAGGAGGGACAACAUGACCUUGUUGCACAGGGUACAGACGACGUUCUCCCAGCCGCUGUACCCUGGAUUUUGGUUAGGACUCGAUUCCACGCUCAAAGUGUGCUCCAUAUUUAACUUACCUAAAAUGGGGAAUAAUAACAGCUUAUAACACAGUAGUAAGUCAAGGCUACUGCACCAUCAGUGUGGAUGUUUUGGCAUUCAGUAGAACUAUCAGAACCCCAAAUGAGAUGAGAUGACAAUGACUGGAUGACUGAAAACCUUCUCAAAUGGCUCAAUUUCAAUUGGUCAAUGCCAUUUGGUCAACAGUUAGACUGAGUUUACGUAUGGCAGGGUAUUUUGAUUUUUAUUGUUUAUGAAAAUACUCAUUUAAAACCCACAAAAACAAAAUAAAACCUC
Trichomycterus rosablanca is the source of this 2231-nucleotide messenger RNA. RefSeq names its product finTRIM family, member 87 (gene ftr87). The record is from RefSeq and is a predicted model, not a curated record. Lineage: Eukaryota; Metazoa; Chordata; Actinopteri; Siluriformes; Trichomycteridae. The transcript is spliced from 7 exons. Gene Ontology annotation, molecular function: zinc ion binding; protein binding. Bases 241 to 1983 code for a protein of 580 amino acids.